AACGUGCUGUAGCAACAUGGUCCUCAUGCAUGUGACUAAAUAAUCACGUUUUACUGAUUUAUUUAUUUAUAAACACAAACUCUUCAACAUUGUUAGCAUCCAGGGGAAGAAAAAGAGACACUUCUACUCGCGGUGUAAACAAGAAGCUUAAACACAAUGCCUCACAGGAAGAAGAAAUCGUUCAUCAGUAAGAAGAACUCUGUGUCAUUCCACCUGGUACACAGGAGUCAGAAAGACCCACUGGCAGCGGAUGAGAAUGCACCUCAACAUGUCCUCUUACCUGCCAUGAAGGUGGAGACGGAGAAGAGGAGGGAGGAGCAGAGGAAGUUUGGUGUGUUUUUUGAUGAUGACUACAACUACCUUCAGCACCUUAGAGAGGCAUCUCAGCCUGCUGAACUGGUCUCGUCUACCCAACCUUUCAGAGAGCCGUUUGCCCUUGUGGAAGAGGAUGAGGAGGACAAAGAGGUCAUAACCAUUCCUGCAGCCUCCAUCAACCUUCCUUCAUCAGUGUUUGCCUCUGAGUUUGAGGAGGAAGUGGGUUUGCUUAACAAAGCAGCUCCGAUAUCAGGUCCUAGGCUGGAUAUGGACCCAGACAUUGUGGCUGCGCUGGAUGAAGAUUUUGAUUUUGACAACCCUGACAACGUGCUAGAGGAUGACUUUAUUAUUAAGGCUAAUGACGUCAUUUCUGAACAUGCCACUAUGGGCGACGGUGACGACGACGAGUGGGAGGACACAGAUGAGGGUGAGAGUGGAGAGGAAGAAGAGGACGGUCGGAGUUACGACUCGGACGGAGGCCUGUCAGAUGGCGUCAAUGACGAUGGCAAAGGCUUCGAGAAACAAUUCAUGUUUGCAGACUGCGAGACAAAAAGUCGCUUCACAGAGUACUCGCUCACCUCCUCCAUCAUGAGGAGAAACGAACAGCUCACACUGCUCGACGACCGGUUUGAAAAGUUCUAUGAGCAGUUUGAUGAUGAUGAGAUUGGUGCUUUGGAUAAUGCAGAGCUGGAGGGAUUUAUUAACCCCUCAAGUAUGCGCCUGGAAGAGGUCAUUCAAGAUUACUUCAAACAGAAGGAGAAAGAGUGCCAGAAACCAGAGCAGCUGGGUCCACCAGCAUUGCAGUCAGUGACAGAGGAAGAGAAGGAAGAUGAAGAGCAGGAAAUGCUGGUCAUUGAGGAGCCUCCUCUGGAGAAAUGGGACUGUGAGACCAUCAUCAGCACAUAUUCAAACCUCUACAAUCGUCCAAAGCUGAUAGAAGACCCACCGAAGCAGUCAAAGCAGAUCCACGUGUCCAAAAAGACUGGAGUUCCUCUGGACGUGCUGCCUAAGAAAGGGCCGACAGCUCGGCAGGUGGAGCGCAUGGAGAGGAUCAACGAUUCAGAUCUGCCUCGAGUGGCUACGCAGCCACGCUCGCGAGAGGAGAACAAAGAGGACCGCAAACUCAGGAAACAGGCUAUUAAAGAGGAGAGGAAGGAGAGGCGGGUGGAGAAGAAGGCUAAUAAGAUGGCGUUUCAGCAGGAGAAACAGAAGCAAGAGAAACAGAUGGUUAGCUUAAGAGCUAACGUACAGGGCAUGAAGCUUUCCUAAUCUCCAGCACAGAAUGAGACAUGAGAGACUGGACCAUAACAUACAAGGUUACUUUUCACUGAUCACAACCAGAGAUCAUUCAAAUAAAGGAUUUGAAUGAAAACAAAAGCCAUGAUCUCAGGAGGCAGAGAUGCAAAAACUGGAGGCGUGGACUUCCUCCUGACUUUUUGUGGUUUGUUUGGAUUGGUUGUUCCGUGAGGUUUCAUUGUCUCCUAACAACAGAAAAAUACUGGUAUCAGCCUGGGGGACAAAUAUACCUGCUUUAAAACACAUUUUUACUUAAUUUUUACAAAUGUGAGAAAAUUAAAUCUGACCUCUAACAUUUGUUAUUACUGUCACUUUCUAAUGCUGCAGUUACAUAAAAUCAGAAUCACAAUCAGAAUGCCAAAUGGUUUCUUUCUACAUCCAUGCACUACAUAGGGUACAACAUAGAUUUAUUAAUUCAUUGUCUGUCUUGGCACUGCGCUAUCCUAUUUAGGGUCAAGGUGAGUCUGCUUCACUGGGUGAAAUGUAGAAAACACCUUGGACAGUACUGUCACCUAACAGCAAGAAGGUCCUGGGUUUGAUUCCCAGGUGGAGUAAUCCGGGUCUUUUUUUGUGUGGAGUUUGCAUGUUCUCCCUGUGUCUGUGUGGGUUUCUUCCGGGACCUCCGGUUUCCUCCCACAUUACAAAGACAUACAAGUGAGGUGAAUUGUCCAUGACUGUGUUUGACAUUAAACCAGUGACUACCUGUCCUGUCAUGAAUGUAAUCAAAAAUGUGUAAAACAUGACGUUAAAAUCCUAAAAAAAUGGACAGUUUGUCAGUCUAUUACAGGGCAAACACACACUUGGUGAAAUCAGAACCACCACGACCGUGAUCAGGAAAAAGCAGUUGAUAUAAAUGAGGAGGGAAAAAAGUUUGUCCUUUAAAUUAGAACAUGACGUGACUUAUAGUUUAGUGGUAGCUCAGUGGUUUAGGUACUAGACUAAUAAUGGUAAGGUUAGUUCAAGCCCUGAGCUAACUGUGAACAUGCUGUGCAUUUCCUCCAGUAAUGCUGAAACUGUUGUGAGGGAUUUGUAGUAAGGUCAUUAGACAAAAGGUUUAAGAACCUGCCCUAUGUAGUGCAUUGUGUGUAGUCAAUCAGAUGUGAUUUCUAGUUUAACCAGACAGCCUGGUUUCUGUUUUUAUUUAUUUUGGUAAAACUAAGCUCACAGAACUAGCUCUGUGUUUGUUUAUAUUAGCCAGCAUGUUCAUGCUAUUUACUCACGCUAUUUACUCACGCUAUUUACUCACGCUAUUUCAUGUUAUGAAAUUCAUAGCUUGAAUGUCAGCUUUUUAAAGCAGUGUUUUUCUUUAGCCCUGUUAAAACAUGACAACAUUGUCAGAUUAAUGAGUAUAUGAAGUGUUUGUGAAGAUGUGUUUUUGGGUGUUUGUGUGGACUAGGCCUGGGUUUCUAAUACAUUGAUUCUUUAUGAUGUAUUGAAUAGCAGAAUGGUUUGUAUUAAAAUUCAAAUAAACUUUGAAAUUUCUGUA
Molecule: messenger RNA, 3097 nt
Organism: Trichomycterus rosablanca
Lineage: Eukaryota; Metazoa; Chordata; Actinopteri; Siluriformes; Trichomycteridae
Gene: ltv1
Product: LTV1 ribosome biogenesis factor
Exons: 11
Coding region: 157-1584 (475 amino acids)
Biological process (GO): ribosomal small subunit biogenesis; ribosomal small subunit export from nucleus
Cellular component (GO): cytosol; preribosome, small subunit precursor; nucleus
Source: RefSeq, a predicted model, not a curated record